Molecule: messenger RNA, 5928 nt
Organism: Pan troglodytes (chimpanzee)
Lineage: Eukaryota; Metazoa; Chordata; Mammalia; Primates; Hominidae
Gene: BHLHE23
Product: basic helix-loop-helix family member e23
Exons: 2
Coding region: 161-886 (241 amino acids)
Biological process (GO): positive regulation of transcription by RNA polymerase II; sensory organ development; axon development
Cellular component (GO): nucleus
Molecular function (GO): E-box binding; protein dimerization activity; DNA-binding transcription factor activity, RNA polymerase II-specific
Source: RefSeq, a predicted model, not a curated record
AGGAGGUGGGAGAGAAGGAAGAGGCGGAGGAGGCAGCGGGCGCCGAGGCUCUGGGACCCGCAGGCAAGCCAGACCGACGCGCAGAGCCGGGAGCCUCAUCGCAGCGGCAGCGGCAGCGGCAGCGGCGGGCUCGGGCCGGCCUCGGGGGCUGCUCACCCACAUGAGCAUCCGCCCACCCGGCGAGCCCCCGAGCCCAGGCGGCACGGCCAUGGCCGAGCUCAAGUCGCUGUCGGGGGACGCGUACCUGGCACUAAGCCACGGCUACGCGGCGGCGGCUGCGGGUCUCGCCUACGGGGCGGCGCGAGAACCCGAAGCGGCCCGCGGCUACGGCACUCCGGGCCCGGGCGGCGACCUCCCCGCGGCGCCUGCACCUCGCGCCCCAGCUCAGGCGGCGGAGAGCAGCGGCGAACAGAGCGGUGACGAGGACGACGCCUUCGAGCAGCGGCGGCGGCGGCGCGGGCCAGGGAGCGCGGCGGACGGGCGGCGGCGGCCGCGAGAGCAGCGGUCUCUGCGGCUCAGCAUCAACGCGCGCGAGCGGCGGCGCAUGCACGACCUAAACGACGCGCUGGACGGGCUGCGAGCCGUCAUCCCCUACGCGCACAGCCCGUCGGUGCGCAAGCUCUCCAAGAUCGCCACGCUGCUGCUCGCCAAGAACUAUAUCCUCAUGCAGGCGCAGGCCCUGGACGAGAUGCGGCGCCUGGUGGCCUUCCUCAACCAGGGCCAGGGCCUGGCCGCGCCCGUAAACGCCGCGCCCUUGACGCCCUUCGGCCAGGCCACUGUGUGCCCCUUCUCCGCAGGCGCCGCGCUGGGGCCCUGCCCUGACAAGUGCGCCGCCUUCUCCGGGACGCCCUCCGCGCUUUGCAAACACUGUCACGAGAAGCCGUGACCGCGCGGGCCCGCGCCCCUCCCGCACGCGUCCUCCGAUCGCCCCUGUGGCUGUCUCUCUGCCCGGACAGGAAAGGCCUGGAGGGACCCUGCAGACCAGGAGGAGGCGGCCCGACUUCGCUUCCAGCCUGUGCGCGGUGGACAGUUUAGCGCAGCGGGAAGCGCCAAGGCCGUCGGGGCGCGGGAUUGAGCUCGAGAGCCGGACGCUGGACUCUGCGCCCGGGAACUCGCGGCACCCACUGGGUAUUGUCGGGUCCCAGCAAGUCUAGGAACGGGGGUGGGUAGAGCAUCCUUCGGGCACUGCCGUUCGCCCCCAAAAGAAGACCACCGCGGGGUCCCAGGGCCACGGCGAGGACGGGCACUGGUCAGAUUCCGGACAGGCGGUCCUGGCCCCGGGCGCACGAAAGGUGGAGACGAAGAAAAGCCGGACUUACUGGCUCCUGAUCCUCUUGCAGUGGGCCUCGCGCUCCCGCUCCAGCUGGCCCUUCGUGCUAAACUGCAGGGCAGUGCUCUGUUCCUGAGGACGCACGUGGCCGGCACCUCCCACCUCGGUGACUCCGAGACUCCGCAGCCCUGCGGAGAGCCCACGAUGGCCGUCUGCAGAGGAGCUGGACCGCGGGCUCAGGAAGACCCCGGGGAAGGCCUUUUCCAAGUAGGAGUUUGUUCUAUUUAUUUGGGAAGUGGACGCCGUCGCCGGCUGCCUCGAAGUCUGAAGAAUUUGUCCCCUAAAUGUCCCCUGGCCUCCCCCCCACGCCGCCAUCCGCUGCCUGGAACGUCCGCGGGGUGGAGUUGGAUGGAGACCGCUUUGCGGGCCCUCUGCCUCGGGGGGCUUCGUGGAGGAGGGUCCUCACAGCCCGCGCCCUGCUUAACCCUGACGGUCAGGGGAGGGCCCCGUCUAGCCCUGGUGUCCAGCAAAACCCCUCCCCACCGAUCCCCUCGCCCUUCCGAGGGAGGAGGCCGGGCUACGGGAUGGGAACAGGAGAAGAAGAGGCACCUCUUCGUAAAGGACAAACGCCGUUCUCCUAAGAGGGUGGGUGAAAUGCACAAACCGUCUCCAACCCCACAGCCACUCUGGUUUCACCAUCGCUCUCCAAAAGACUUCCUGUUGGAACCAGCCACCAGAGGCUCCUAAACCCUGGUUAAUCCAGCAGAGAAUGAUUACAGCAAUUUUCUAAUGUGAAUUUGUUUGUGGUAUGUUUUUAGUCUUUAAUCGCUUUUGGCAUCCCAUUUGAAGAGAUAGAAAUAGAGGGAUUUGUGAUGUAUUAAAUUAUUUCUCCAACAAUUACCUCUUUGAACUCAUAACCCUGGAUACUGUGUUCCAAUACUCCAACCAAAGUCUGUUUCAUAAAAUUAGGAAGUUGAUAUGCAUUUGCAAAUUUAAUCCCAAAGGGACAAAACCUGUGCUACCCCGAACGCAGAAAAGGUUCAAACAGUUAGCAAAGUCACCUUUGAUUCAACUGUUUUACUUGCUGUAAAAAGUGAUUUAUGCUGUAUCAUUUCCAGUCUGACGUGCCUGAGGCAUCUUUACUCACAUAAAUGUAUAAAAGCUGUUGUGUAGUAGCUGAAUGGAAAGACGGUCAGAAUUUUCCUUGAAGUUAACAUAACAGGAGGAGCCCCUCUGAGGGGCAUGCAUGGAAGGGGGUCUCUGAGCACACUGCACACUGCCGUGGCCUCUCCUGUCUCUGUCCUUCCCUGGUGUGUCUUUGCCCAGGCAUCUGUGGGCAUCCUCCGAGAGCCACCCUUGCAGGCAAGCGGCCUCUGUGGCUGUGCACUUCUGGGGGCCACGGUGGUCGGAAACAGCGCAGAGUGCGCACGGACCUGUCAAUGGUCUCUGUUGCCCGAGACACACAGCGCCACCAUGCAUGCCUGCCCCACCCGGGGCCCCUGGGGACAGGACCAUGAUCUUGGCUAAAGUGCUCCUCAGAGAAUGUCUGCACCUCUUCCUAGCCAGCCUCGUUUUGCCUCCAAGCUGGGUUUUGUCAAGAGUAAUGAGUCCACAGUCAGUUGCUCUCCCGGGACCCCCUGAUUGGCCCUGACGGGAGGCCAAUCUCCCCGUGCACGUGGACGGCCCUUGCUGUCCUAAUGAGGCCUCCACCAGUCCAGAUCUGUGGCCGCAAACCCUGAGACACAGACAGGACCCACGAUGCUGUCUGAUGGCCACAAGGCAUCUGACAGGAUGCAUUUUUGUCGCCGUCAUCCACAGCCUCUGUGUGCUCUCGGUGUCUGGAGCUGCUUCUGGCCCCCAGCACUUCCUGCUUUCCGACCACGGAUGACACCAAAGUUACCAAAGUUACAGGGUCAAACGGUCUCUGCAUUUCAUGCACGGAAAUAAAACCAUCCUCCACAGCCCAGCAGACUCCUGGGGCAUUGCGUCCCGGUGGGUCCACGUAAUGCAAACCGGUGAGAGACUCGUCACAAGGGUGUUCAGUACAUGAACACACCCACAGCUUUGGGGACUGGGAUUCAGAAACCCACCGACUAUGAGCCAGUGAGUGCCAACAGGCCCAGGCUGCUGGUGGAAGAAACGGAGGGGAGAAGCUUAUUCUCCUCCAGACCCACACCAACCAAGCCCCUGAGCAGAACCAUCCCACCUGCCAGAGAGUGUCCCCACGGCCCUGAGCCGAGAAGUCAGUGACACCUGCUGGAGAGAGUCCCCACGGCCCUGAACUGAGAAGUCGGUGAAGCCCUCGAUUUCAUUCCAAGCACCAUAGACAAACGGGAAGAUGUUGAUUUCACAUUCAGGAAUCUGGGUUUCCAAAAUAAGCGUCUUCACCUGCUGCCGGGAAGAGAAGAGCACUCCCCUGCUUUUACCCUGGAUCCGCCCUCAGGGUGGUGGCAUCAGCGGUGUGUCCAGAAUGAGCAGAUGCAUCCAAAGCCGUCUGCUCUCCUGCCUUCUACCUUAGCAGCUUCCAGGGCACUAACAGAAGGAAAAGCACUAGGCUCGCCCUCCCCUCUUCCCUCUCCCCUUCCCCUCCCCACUCCUCCUCCUCCUUCAAGGCUCUCUGCAGAAGAUGGGGUGCUUCUGCAGUGCACCCCCUCUUGUCUGGGUAGCUCUGCUCCCCUAACCAUCAACCCAUGCUUUUAAAAAUAUCCCAAAUGUAUAGCGGGUCUCAAGCCCCUGGUCACCGCCCCCAGCCCAGGUAGGUGCUGGUUUCAUCUGGCUUGGGGCAGGCCUGGCAGGUCUGGAAAGAAAAGACUGGCCCUGGUGGGGCAACUGAGCGCCUGUCGUCACCCUAGUCUUGAGACAGGCAGACAUCAGAUGGGGCAAAAAUUAUCUCUGCCCAAGUGUGUUACCCAAACUUGUGUGUGUGCGCGCUAUAUGUGUGUGUCCAUGUGGUGUGCCUGUGUGGAGACGUGUGCAUAUAUGAUGUGUGUGUGCAUGUGUGUGCAUUUCUGUGGUUUGUAUGUGUGUGGGGGUGUGCAUGUGUGUGGAUAUGUGUGGUGUGUGUGCAUGCAUGGGGGGUGCAUAUGUGCGGCGUGCAUAUGUGUGGUGUGCGCAUAUGUGUGCAUAUGUGGGGGGUGUACAUGCAUGUGGGGUGUGUGCAUAUGUGGGGUGUGUGUGCAUAUGUGGGGUGUGUGUGCAUGCAUGCGGGGUGCAUAUGUGCGGUGUGCAUAUGUGUGCAUAUGUGGGGGGUGUACAUGCAUGUGGGGUGUGUGCAUAUGUGGGGUGUGUGUGCGUGCAUGUGUGGUGUGUGUGCAUGCAUGUGGGGGAUGUGCGCAUGUGUUUGGCAUGUGUGUGCAUACACGGGGGUGUGCAUUUGUAUACAUAUGUGUGGUGUGUAUGCAUGCAUGUGGGGUGCGUGCAUGUGUAUGCAUAUAUGAGCAUGUUUGUAGUGUGGUGCUGCAUACAGCUCUCUUUCUGUGUGGGUUUCCAGCCCCCUUGCCUUCGUCCUGUUACAGCACAACUCUGACCUGCCAGGACAGCCCUGCUGCCCCCACGUCCCUCCGCCUCCAGCCCUGAGAGAUCUCUGGGGCCCUCCUUCCCUUUCUGUCGAGUUUGCCUUGUGUGUUUCACCAAGGUGAGACGGGAGCCACCAUUCCAAUUCCCAGGACACAGCCCUUUCUGUCUUUCUUAAACCCUGGAAAGCCCUGGCAAACACGAUGAGUUGGGUGCCCCAGAGGUCAGGCCCUGUAACGCUUUCUGGAAGGCGAAGAGAGAGUUGGAGCGUGGGAGGUUCCCGGGCUGUCCCCAACUCCGAGUGCACCCGGCUUCCCCGUGCUUCUCCUGUGCGCGUCGGAGGGGUGAGCAUAGAGAGGGAGGGAAAGCCGGGGACAGGCCAGCGCGUCCUCAUUGCCCGGCAGGAAGGCUGCAUGGCAUCCAGGGCACACCCCACUCGCAGACGUCACAGCCAGAGGCACGUGGAGCCUCCCUGAAUCCAGACACAGACAGGAGGGCAAGGAGAAGGGAGCGCCAGGGGGGAUGACGGCCUGUCCGCAGUGUGGGGGUCCUUCGGCCAUGGUUCCCUUCAGGCUUUCUCCCCCCGGGGAGGGAAACUGGAGUGAGACUGAGUCACAACAGGGCCAGGGCAGGGAGGGGCCGGAGUUAGGGGCUGCGGCUGUUUCCUCCUGAAACCGAGGACUCCCACCUCAGGCAUGCAAGGCGAAGACCACACCUGGCCUCAGGUCCCUCCAGGGCAGGCUUUGCUAUCAAAUGAGUGUUUUUUUUAACAUUUCCAUUUUCAGAGCCUUUUGAAAUGCAAGCUGUGGACUUGAGACAACAGGCCUGUGGGAUUCCAUUGACCACUGACCAUUUUUUCAGAAGGAGAAACCGAGGCUGGGGGAGAAGGUUACUCUUUCCAAAGCACCAAAGCUCAGAUUUAAAACUUGACUGUCAGGCUGGGCGCAGUGGCUCACACCUGUAAUCCCAGCACUUUGGGAGGCCAAGGCAGGCAGAUCACCUGAGGUCAGGAAUUCGAGACCAGCCUGGCCAACAUGGCGAAACCUAGUCUCUACUAAAAAUACAAGAAAAAAAUUAGCCGGGCGUAGUGUGCACCCAUAUCCCAGCUACUCUGGAGGCUGAGGCAGGAGAGUCGCUUGAACCAG